GAUGAGUAUCUUAUUUCCCUAAGCAUUGUCACUCGGUCUUCAGGGGAUUUAAUUUAUAUACAGGUGCCCUAUGUAACCAGUGAUCCAUUUAACACAACAGUGGGUGCACCACAGUUUUAUAAAACAGGUUUUGGGGUGUAUUUUUAGCUUACCAUCUUCUUAUCUCAGGACGUCUUCCACAUGACAACUCUGAUGUAUGGUUAUUUUGUUUAACGUCUUAUUAACAGCCAUGGUCAUUUAAGGACGUGCCAGGUUUUGGAGGCAGAGGAAAUCCGGAGUACUCGGAGAAAAACCAUCGGCCUGCGGUCAGUACCAGGCAACUGCUCCACAAGGGUUGCUAUCCCCUCACCCAGAGGUUCAAGUCUAGUGAUAAAGUUUCGGGACACCUGAAUAUAAUCGGCAUAUUAUUCAACCUGUAUGGACCAUUAGAUCAACAAUUAUUCAACAUUAUCAAGGAAACAGUGUAUACAUUUGCAAUGGAGUACCGAUGGGUGUGUCUGUGCAUUUCGGUGAUGGCGAUGCUUCCGCCUCCGGUAAAAUCAGGAAAAAUAUUGGUUCUAGCCAUGCCAGCAUGGAGCCACAUCAAACCAAUGCGAAAUAUUGCCGAUUCGCUUGCAAGUAUGUAUGGACAUCAAUCAACUUUCAUCUUAAAUGAAGAAUUGGGUGAUAAAGUUAAGGAGGACAGCAAUACUAAUGUUAUAAUACCAGCGUCAUACAGGAAUAUCAGUAUAAGUUUGAUUACAAAGGAUUACAUUAGUGGAGUGUGCAAUCAAAGAGUGCCGCUACCAAUUUUCGCAUUACAGGCUUUUGGCAAUAAUAUUUGUGAUACUUUACUCUCGGACGAAGACUUAAUUGCAGAUCUUGAGCAGUUUAACUUUGACGUGGCUCUCAUUGACAAUGUCAUGGUAGCGACCUGUUUCACAGUUCUAGCAUACAAGUUAGGAAUCCCAUAUGUCGAGGCUGGUCCAAUGUACAUACCGGUCAGGACGAGAAUACCAUUUAUGCCAUCUGUACAUUCUACCUUUAGUCUGCUUGGUGUCUCUGAAGAAAUGUCGUUUGUUCAAAGAGUACUCAACACACUAGUGUCUAUAUUGAUAGCGGUCUCACCCCAGCCUGUAUUUCCAGCCGAUUUGGUUGAGAAGUAUGUUCCAGAAAAGCCAUUUGUGUCGUUAGAUGUCCUGCAUAGACGCACGGCGUUCCAUCUUAUUGACCUUGAUUUUGUUCUUGACUUCCCAAAACCCAUGAUGCCAAAUGUGGUAUUUGUUGGAGGAUUAAGCACAGAGAAGCCUAAAAUUUUACCGUCUUACUUGAGGUCGUAUAUGAAUUCAGCGACUGAUGGAGUCGUUGUGGCCUCGUUUGGAAGUACCAUAGACAAUCUGCCCUCAGCUAGAAUGGACAAACUUAUUGGUGUAUUUAAGAAGUUUAAAAAUGUGAAAUUCAUUCUACGGUAUGGAAACGAUACAAAAAUGGACGGCAAUGUCUUAUUAAUGCCGUGGUUGCCACAAAACGAUCUGCUAGCACAUCCUAACACCAAGGCUUUCAUCACCCAUUGCGGAAACAGCGGCCUAUAUGAGGGAUUGUACAACGCCGUACCAAUGAUAGGACUGCCCGUUAUGUCGGACGGAUUCUAUAACUGUCGCAAAAUGGCUUUUAAAGGAUUUGGAAUUUCUCACGAUUUCUGCUCCUUUACUGAUUUAGAAUUAUCGAAUGCUAUACAGGAUAUUCUCCAUAAUUCCAAAUACAAAGAUAACAUCAGAAAAGGAUCCAAAAUAUUUCACGGUCAACAGGGAACACCCAGUGAUCGCUCGGCAUACUGGAUUGAUCAAGUGAUACAACAUGGCGCUGAUUAUCUCCAAUCUCCUGCAACUGAUAUGCCAAUGUAUAAAUUUUACCUUAUCGACGUCUUGUUCUUUAUCAUUUUAGUUCAAUUUGUUAUUAUCUGGUGUUGCUGGAGGUUGAUCAAAACAUGUUCUAGAUGUUGUUCCAGACCAAAAACCAAAACAGAUUGAAUACCCGCCUUGUGGAAAGGAGAAUCUAAAGAGCGUGUAUGUUUUACCGUAUUUACAUAUUGUAUUCCACUCAUCAAAACUAUCAUUAUAGUUAAUCAUUAAUAUUUCCUGAAUCUUGCAUAUAUACUAGAAUCAUCAUAACCUUUAUGUAUUCAGGAUAAUAUAACUGUAGAUUUCAAACUCAGUAAAAGGAUAAUAUAGCGAUACACGCGCCUAUAUCGUAAUAAAUGUUCUAUAAAUAUAUAUGUUUACAGGUUUUCUUGGUUGUUGUUUAUAAACAAUGCUAUAGAGAGAAGGCGAAUGGAGUCACGUGGGUGUGAGGGACGAGUCCGCGCAGCGUUCUCCUUAAGACGGGUUACAUAUGCAUUCUUGUAGGACCUGUCGUAUUAUAAUGUUAUAGUUUUGCACUGAUUUUGGUAUUUAUAAAACACGAUUGGGGAUGCUUUUAAUUUUCUUAUUUUUCGUAAUUCAAGAAAAGUCAUUAUUUUAUUGAUAAGACAAUAUUUACCAACUGUAACUUAACAGAAAAUAUAUCGGGCGACAAGCAAAAACUACGAAAUAGCGUUGGAUAUGUAUAUGUGUGGAAUUCUUUGUCGGAAUAUUUUUGGAUAUUACCCACUGAAAGGUUUGUCAGAGUGUAUAUAAAAGGAUGUGUACAAAUAGCCAUGCAUAUGACAUGAAAUAAAGUUGAAUAUAUCAA
Molecule: messenger RNA, 2709 nt
Organism: Pecten maximus
Lineage: Eukaryota; Metazoa; Mollusca; Bivalvia; Pectinida; Pectinidae
Product: UDP-glucuronosyltransferase 1-1-like
Exons: 1
Coding region: 477-2009 (510 amino acids)
Molecular function (GO): UDP-glycosyltransferase activity
Source: RefSeq, a predicted model, not a curated record